Molecule: messenger RNA, 952 nt
Organism: Heterobilharzia americana
Lineage: Eukaryota; Metazoa; Platyhelminthes; Trematoda; Strigeidida; Schistosomatidae
Source: the annotation of a GenBank genome assembly
ACAUGCCAAGUAAUCCACAAUGGGAAGCUCAGUGAUGCCUUUGAAGUGAAGACAGGAGUGAAACAAGGUUGCCUACUAUCCCCCAUGAUAUUCCUUAUUGUGGUGGACUGGAUCAUGCAGCAAACAGUAGGCAGCGAGAAGAGGGGGAUACACUGGACGACGGAAAAGAACCUAGAAGACUUGGAUUUCGCCGAUGACUUGUGCCUAAUGUCACACAAACUUGAAGAUCUGCAGGCAAAAACUAACAAGUUGAUAGAAGAGGCAGCUAAGACGGGACUUCAGGUGAAUAUAGAGAAGACAGAAGUGAUGAAGAUACCGCACCACCACCAUCAACAACAACAACAAACUCCAAUCACCGUCAACGGGAGAAACUUGAAGGAAGUAACCUCCUUCACUUAUCUAGGAAGCACUGUUUCAACUACAGGCGGGACGGACGAGGACGUCAAAGUCAGAAUCGGAAAAGCAAGACAGGCGUUCAUUAGCCUGAAACCAGUGUGGAGAUCUUCUGCACUCAGCAUGCGGAACAAGAUACGGAUUUUCAACACCAACGUCAAGUCAGUGCUCUUGUAUGGCUCAGAGACUUGGCGCGUCACGAAAGGUAUUUCCAAUAAACUACAGACAUUCAUCAACAACUGCUUACGCUGGCUCGCUACUGAAGAUCAGAUGGCCAGAAAAAAUAAGCAACAAGGAACUCUGGGAACGAACCAACCAACAACCUAUCACGCAACAAAUAUGCAGGAAGAAGUGGAGAUGGAUUGGCCAUGCACUGAGAAGGCCGACUGAGGACAUCACGCGUCAGGCCAGUUGCUCGAGUGGAAUCCCCAUGGGAAGCGACGAGUUGGACGUCCGAGGGUGACAUGGAGGAGGUCGUGCGAGGAGGAAAUGAGAGGUUGUGGGCUGUCGUGGGACCAGGUUCAAAAGAUCUCAGAGAACAGAGGUCACUGGAGGCGUG